Molecule: messenger RNA, 1389 nt
Organism: Syngnathus acus (greater pipefish)
Lineage: Eukaryota; Metazoa; Chordata; Actinopteri; Syngnathiformes; Syngnathidae
Exons: 3
Coding region: 85-1107 (340 amino acids)
Biological process (GO): regulation of transcription by RNA polymerase II
Cellular component (GO): transcription regulator complex; nucleus
Source: RefSeq, a predicted model, not a curated record
UGUCAUGAAGGCAAACGAAAGGAAGCUAGUCAUUAUCCAUCCGAGGGGAAGCAGGCGCCACAGUUUCAUAAAUAACGAAAAGCCAUGGCACAUUUUCGUGGUCAGAUUCGGGGGCCACACUGGGGCGCCAAAAGGGAUAACGUACUAAUAGAUUUCUGGAAAAGGCACGAAUGUUUGUUUAAUUCCUCGCUGGAGUCUUUCUACGACAGGGACAUGAAGACAAAGCUGUGGUCCGAGUGCGCCUUGUUGCUGGGGAAGUCUGUAUGCGAUGUUGUGAGAAGAUCACGAUCUCUGCGGACUCAGUAUGGAAGGGUGUUAUGGCACCCAGAGAGGGUCAAUACUUUUCAGCAAAGGAUGCUGAGAGAGAAACUAGAUUUUCUGAGACCUUACAUUGUGCGAAGACGAGGUGAUUCCUAUCCGGAGGACAAGUCCGAUGAGCAUGAGGAUGAUGAGGCAGAGGUUGAGACUGAGGGGAGUAAUGAUCAUGAGCCAGGUACAAGCACAUUUGGGAGCCCAUUGGAUGAUGAUGAGGCUGGGCAAGAUCCAAAUGAGGAAUUUCCAUCUGAGGCAUCCACCUCAAACCCUUCUUCUUACUGUGCAAAUACACAACCUCAUCUAGCAGAGACUAUGUCCUUGAGUUUUGAACCUCAUGAUGACAAAAGCUCACCUGAUGUUCCUGAACAGUUACCAGCAAAUCUAUCAAAUCACGACGUAUUAAACCAGUUUGUCAACGUCAUGCUGGCAGAUAUGCGUCAGAUUAAAGACAACAUGGUGCUUAUCCGACUUCGCCGAGAUAUCACUGACCUGGUGUUCAAAGCAGUGGAGGAGGACAUGCAAAGACGCAAUCCAGUGCCCUCUCUGCAGCCAGGAGAAAAUACACAACUACCAAGCUCCUCAAGGCCUCCAACUUCCUUGCAGAGGGUGUUCAAGAGAAAGAACAGGGGACCUGUAAAGCACAUAAGGAGGUUUUGCAGGAACCAAACAGGUCAGGUGCUUGAGGGGAUUAAUGGAAAUAUCCCUCAGGCUAUGAUUCAAGCUUCGGAGAUCAAAUUAGAAAUAGAUCCGCACAUGGUUAAGACAGAGGAUGAGACACUUACUGUUCUGUGACAUUUCCAUCAUUGUGCGUGAAUCACUGGUAUUCAACAAAUCAAUCUGAUCAGAAGUUGACAUGAUUGGUGAUGACUUAAUAUUGCCAGUGAAUGGCCAAACGAGGUAAUCAUUUUAGACUAGGCAUAGGCCGGUUACCGGAUUAAUGAUUUACCAUACUUUUAAAUAGUCAAGAUUUUAAUAACUGCUAAUAUUGGCUGUCACUGGUAAUAUGCUGCUCUUUUCUUUUUUGACGGAAUGUCGGAGUUGAGUAAACGAAACGCAUAUUUUAUUCUUAUUAAU